Messenger RNA from Rhincodon typus (whale shark), 7464 nucleotides. RefSeq names its product PHD finger protein 19 (gene phf19). The transcript is spliced from 15 exons. Gene Ontology annotation, molecular function: DNA binding; chromatin binding. Gene Ontology annotation, cellular component: nucleus. Gene Ontology annotation, biological process: chromatin organization; regulation of DNA-templated transcription. The record is from RefSeq and is a predicted model, not a curated record. Bases 193 to 1959 code for a protein of 588 amino acids. Lineage: Eukaryota; Metazoa; Chordata; Chondrichthyes; Orectolobiformes; Rhincodontidae.
AUGAGGCAGGGAGCUGUGAGUGUGAUUGCACAUCGUGUCUGUGCCCCCCAGCAGCAGCGGCGACCCCGCUUGACUGAUUGCUCUGAGAAAGGACUUUUGUCGAUCCAAGAGGAAGCGUCACUUUCAUCAGAAAGACUGCAGUGAAGUGGAAACGUGUGUGUGAGAGAGACAGAAAGGCAUUAGGAGGAGCUGAUGGAGAAAGGCACAUUGGAACCACAACGGAGAGAUGUUGGUGCCGUCUCCAAAUGCAUCCCGAAGAUUUCUAACAAAUCUCUGCAAAAUGGAACAAUACAUAUGGAACAAAAUUGUGCAUUUACUGAAGGGCAGUAUGUCUUGUCCAGAUGGACAGAUGGUUUGGUCUACCUGGGAAAAAUCAAGAAGGUGAACAAGCAUAAACACAGUUGCCUUUUAGUGUUUGAAGAUAAUUCUGAAUUUUGGAUUCUGUGGAAAGAUAUACAGCAUGCUGGUGUUCCUGGAGAAGAGCCGAGGUGUAACAUCUGCUCGGAGAAAGCAUCUGCAGCACCUAAUGAAAUUUUGAUUUGUGGCAAGUGUGGGCUAGGUUACCAUCAGCAAUGCCACAAUCCAAAAGUAGAUAGCACAACAAAUGUAUCCACUUCACCUUGGUUUUGUCGGCAGUGUAUAUUUGCAUUGGCUGUCAGGAAAGGAGGUGCUUUGAAAAAGGGACCGCUUGCUAAAGCUUUGCAGAGUGUCAAACGAGUUUUGCCGUACAACAUGGAUGAACUUAACUGGGAUUCUCUGCACAGAACCAACCUACAGCAGUGUUACUGCUACUGUGGGGGACCUGGAGAGUGGUACCUGAAGAUGCUCCAGUGCUGCAGAUGUAAGCAGUGGUUCCAUGAAGCCUGCACCCAGUGUCUGAAUGAGGCCAUGAUGUUUGGAGACAGAUUUUAUUUAUUUGUCUGCUCAGUGUGCAAUAAAGGACCCGAAUAUAUAAAACGCCUGCCCCUGAGAUGGGUAGAUGUCGUGCACCUUGUUUUAUACAAUUUAGGGGUCCGUGGAAAAAAGAAAUACUUUGAUUUUGAAGAGGAAAUAUUAAUAUUUAUUAAUCAAAACUGGUUGAGCCUCCAGCUUGGAAAGCUGACAGAAACCACAGUGCUCGAACGAAAGCAGCAUCUCCUCAAUGCUUUAAACAGCUACAAAAGCCGGUUUAUUUGUGGUAAAGAAAUUAAAAAGAAAAAAUGUAUUUUUCGUCUCCGUACUCGAGUACCUCCAGUUCCUCCGAAUAUUAUUUUACCAGAGAAUAUUGGUCAGUUGACUGAUAGUGCUUCUAACGAGAUCAAGAGAAGAGGAAAGAAUAUGUUGGUCUUUGCACCUAAGUAUGGUCCCCUACCAGAAGUGCCUCAACCUCGCAGGCGGAGGCUCCCGUUGAAGUGGGGCAUGAAGUGCAGGAAGUCAAACUGGUUUCUGCAGGAUGCUGUUCCAGAGAAUGACUUCUCAACUGCUGAAAGUGCCAGCUACCAUUUGGCGAACAUUUUUGACUUUACUGUAGAUGACAUUCAGAGUUUGAAAAGUGAUCGCUCUGAGGGAACCUUUUACUCUGACCUAGACUCAACAGAUGCUGCAAGUACAUCUGGCUCAGCCUCAACAAGCUUAUCCUGUGACUCUCCAAAGACAAUGGGGAGUCGUAAAAGGAAAGCACCAUUAGAGUAUUCACUGACCAACAGAAACAAACAGAAGAAAGGCAUCUACAGCCAUCCAGAGAAUGGAGUGGAUCAGACAGAACAACCCAUGGAUAAUAAUUACAUUAAUGGCCACACCUUUGAUAGUAUGAGUGAUGAUGAAACCUCCCUUUCGCAUCUUAAAUCCUCGAUUACUAAUUACUUUGGUGCUGCAGGAAGGCUGGCUUGUGGUGAAAAGUUCCAGGUGCUUGCUCGGAGAGUGACUUUGGACGGAAAAGUGCAGUACCUGUUGGAAUGGGAAGGUGCCACCCCCUAUUGAAUUGAAUCACAUUGGGAACUCCAUUUAGUCUGCUUAGCAACCAGCAGACCAGAGCUGAGCAAGCCUCUAUAAACUGUCUCCUGAAGUUUUUUUUUUAAAAAAUUACAAUCAACUACAGCAGAGCUACCUUAGUUUCCAGAAACAAACAUUCAGUGGAAGAUUUGAGAUCUUAUUAGGUGCCUGCUGUACUAAUAUAUUGUUUUUAAGAAUGGUACAGAUGAGGCUUUCUGCUGCUGUUGGUAGUUAAAUUUUAUGUAGGAAAUAUCUGGUUGAAGAACAUUUCCAGACCAUUCUAGCUAUCCAGUGGCAAAGAAUGAGUGAUGCACGAGUGUUAUCGAGCUGUGCAUAUAAUUUGCUAUCUCUCAAAUCAACAGCAAUGAAACCGUCUGCUUUGUUACAUCAAGAAAGUGGAGUCGAUAUAGAAAUUCAGUCAUGAUCGAUGUAAACAGCGAAACAGGCUCGACAGUUGUUUAUUUUACUGCUGCUCCCGUUUCUUAACUUCCAAUAUUCAAUUUGGAUUGUUUUGCUAAUGUUGAUUUCAGUGGCUAAUGGGUUGGUUUGCAGUCCUCAGAGUCUUAAAAUUGUGAAAUAAAGGAGGUUUUAUGCAUUGGAGUGGACAUUAGGCAAUUCAGUUGCAAGUGACUGAAGUGUCAGGUUGAGAUGUGAAUGUUUCGAUUCUACAGACUUAAACUGCAACGUUUGAUGUUGCAGUGAGUGGAAAUUUGUAUUGUAUACUGAGAAUGUUGCGAAAAGUGGGAUUAAGCCUUCGUAAAGUUGAUUUUACGUAGGCUCCACUGUACCUACUGCACUCUUAACUCCUUUUUAAUAAUAGAUUUCCGUGCACAGCUCUGCUUUACAACUAUUCUAGCUCAUUAUGUAGCCAGUUGCUAUGUAACUGAUCAAACUACAAGUAGCUUUUGAAAGACUUUUGUAUUUUUCACAGGCCUCUACUGCUUAAAUCUUCCUAUUAGCCAGCUUUGCUAAAAGUUUUAUUUUUGGCAAAAAGAAAACUUUGUUUAUUAGAUUGAAAUAUCUUGCUUCAGCGGAUGAUGUAAUAUUUAGUUGAGUUUUGCUGCUCUAGAGUACCCUAUGCCAGGGUACCAAUAUGUUCCCUGUUGGGACUGGAAUUUCAAAUGAGAAUACAUAGAAUUAUGCUUGAGAGAAUGUGAACGGACAGAUAUUUAAGCUGCUGCUCUUGCUCUGUGGGUCUGUCUUAUUUGUGUAGAAAUCACAUGCCUUGCAGUUUUUACCCUUUUGAAGAAAAGGCUUGACAAUCCUCUGCCAACAGCGGAAUUGUAAAAGGAAACAAACCUUUUUCUUUUUACUUCCAAAUUGCUGACUGUGACACUGUGUGCAGGUCACACUGUGUUAGAUUAUUUCUUGUGUUGCCCUGCUUUGGUUGGAAAUUUAUUUUGUCACUUCACUUUUAUUCCUUCAAAGGUUAUGUUGGUGGGCACUUUAACUUUUGUGUUGGGUUUUGACAGACUUUGAGGGGCCAAGUCCAAUUCUCCCAUCUUUACCAAGUGUCCUGUACACCACCAUUUGAUACGCUGAAAAGAAAGUGAAGUCGUGACACAGUACUUCGAAUACUUCAGCUUAAAAAACAGUAAUUCUGACUAAAACAAAAAUCUGGGGUAGAGUGGGGAAUCAUUUUAACAAAUCCAUUGUUUGGGGAACUGACAGGACUGUCAGUGAUCUUCCUUUUAUCCAGGUGAGUUUUAGCAGUUUGUUAGAGUCAUAGAGAUGUACAGCAUGGAAACAGACCCUUCAGUCCAAAUCGUCCAUACCAACCAGAUAUCCUAAAUAAAUUCAGUCCCAUUUGCUAGCAUUUGUCCCAUAUCCUCUAAAUCUUCCUAUUUAUAUCCCCAUCCGGAUGCCUCUUAAAUGUUAUAAUCGUAUCAGCAUCCACCACUUCCUCUGGCAGUUCAUUCCAUACAUGCACCACCCUCUGCGUGAAAAAGUUGCCCCUUCGGUCACUUAUUUAUCUUUCCCCUCUCAUCUUAAACCUAUGCCCUCUAGUUUUGGACUCCCCUACCCUGGGGAAAAGACCAUGAUUUUAUAAAUUUCUUUCAACCACAGGGGGCAAAGUUUGCAGUAGAGCAAAGUUUUACGGAGCCUUUGAGGACAGAUCCAGCGGCAGGAUUGCUGGCAAAAAGAGGCCAUUUAGCGGUGUGCCCCCUGACUUCUUGCUCUAUUGCCACUUUGCCAGCCAUGGGAAAGAGAGCUCACUUGCACAGAAUGCAGUGAACCACUUAAGUAGUUGAAUUAACAGCCUGGAGCUGCCUCUGUUUGCAUUUUACCGGUGCAGCAGAAGCCACCUCUGUGAACAGGUUGACAGCUAAGUAAAAAGUGCUGUCCUCCUGGGAUUGGAAACCUCUCUCAGUCCAGGGGGCGAUAAUACACUCCAGCCCCUGUGAUGCUCAGUGUGCACAGAAAGCUUGAAGCGUAUGAGUGGAUACUGCACACUUCUUUCUCAUGGAUAUCUGGACAUGGAGAGGCAGGUAGUCAUCCCUAAUGAUCUCCACUGUGGCUUGGCCAGACCCACCUGCAGAGUUCUGUUGAGCUCCUCUGAUCUGCCUACCCCUCCCCUCUUGGCAAUCUGCUCCCACAUCACCGGUCAACGAUCAAGAGUGUGUGGUGCAGCUCUAUCAAAUGCACCACCUUUUAUAGAACAGCAGAGAAGUAAAUUGCACACCCCUACCCCAAACCUGCCACCACAACCCACCGGGCCCCUGUUCUGUCUCCGACAGCAGAACCCCUGCUUAGUCCAAAUAUCCCAGCCAUUGAUCUCAGCAUGUACCUCAGCUGAUGUGUACACUUUCUAGCAGGAAUCACAGGAUUGUGAUCAGGAGCAAGAUCAGAUUGGAUUUGCUUUAAUUUUGACCCUUGAACUAGUCCUGGAAUCUCCCAAAACCAAAUGUAAUAUGUCUCACAGCCAACUUUGGCUGAGAUCCCCACAGAAGCAAGGAUCAAAUUAGGGACAUCCCUCUUCUGCCGGAGUCAGCUCCACACUAUCUAUGCACUAACAGAGCAAUCAUGGGAUCUGAUACUGCUUCAAUAAUCCCCUUCUGCAGAUAGUUGCAGAAAGAAAGGGUGUGCACUUUGAAAGCUGCAGAAAUUCUGCUUGAUCUCAGAAGUUGAGCUUUAAUGUCUUUGAAUGUACCAACCUGUGUUGCAAAUGCAAUUCUUGGAUAUUUUAGUUAUUAUUGAUAAUCAAAGUGUAUGAUAAUAUAUAUUGUCAUGUUUAACUGUUGCUAAAGAUGUUAUGGUCCCAUGUAGCUUAAAAUUAAAAUGGUUUUAUGAACUCUUUUAGGUAAGUUUGAAAUCAAACUGGUAUAUUUUAACUAGAUUAAAAAUGUCAGUGAAUUGUCAUUUCCUCUCAAUGAAUACAGAUGUAUUUUAAUUGUGAGAAAUGUAGUUAUUUCUCUGAAUUGAUCUGUGUGGGACUGAAAUUGGCAUUAGUGGUUGUUCAUUCAAAUCCAGUUUUCAAGAGAAUUGGCAACUUGAUUGAGUGGAUCAAAAAAUGCUGUUCUUGAAAAUAUCUUGCCUGAAGUCUCCAAUGGAGACACAUCACCUUCUUAAUGUUGACUGUGGCCAAAACAAAACAAUAAUCUGUGUGGCUGUUUCAUGUGUGCAGUUUGGAGGUUAAUUUGAUUGUGAUUUUAGACUCCAAAAAAUAAGCCCUGCUAGCCAAAGACUUGGUGUUUUUUGUGGCUAUAUUUUCCAAUUGACAAAAGAUGUUAUAAAAUUACCAAUAAAUUCUGUAGAAAUGAGGGAGACAAAGAAACAGGAGCUAGUAAAACAGCUGAUUGAGCUAAACGCCCUGAUUCACUUUUAAUAAGUGGGAUGUGAUGGAAGACACUUGGUCUGUUUGCUAUCCCCAGUUUUGUAUUAUGACCCAGUAGUAAUGGACAUGAAAGGAAUAUUUAUCUGUUGAAGACCAGUAGGAAUCUUUACCUUUGAGCUUGCACACAGGAGGAGGAAAUUGGAACUUAUUUUGCCUGUUUGUGUGGAUAUAAUGCACCUAGAAAUUGUCAAUUUUAUGGAUCAAUGUCUUACUCUGCCAAAAUGUCUGAUAAACCAGAUCCAGAAUUGGUGCCAGUUCGGAUAUGGGCUGACAACGUGCUGCUAGAUAUAUGCUCAAAGAUGGGCUGAAACCAGUUCAGCAUCCCAGGCACUCUACAUAUGAACCCAGCCACUUUUCAGAUCAGCUGCCCAGGAGGGCAAUCUAAAGCAAACAAACAGUGGAAUUAUAUGCUUAAGCAGUAGUGCCUCGUUUAUCUGGCUUCACCUGUUUCUCACAAUUUCUAGUUUGAUUUCACAAAGACAAACAUUCAGUUUCUCCUCCCUUGUAUGUUCCUCGUUCAGUUUUCAUAGUUUGCUUUGUUGAGUGGAUAGCGCUUUACUGUUACCAUCAGACUCAAAAGCUGAGUGGUGCAAGACUGAGAUCUGAGCCACGUGGAAAAACCAGUAUAAAAAAAACUAUAGUUCAUGGAAAUAGAUAUCUGGACCUCAAUUUUGAGGUAUACAAGACAAGUUGGACUAGUUUACACCAUUCUCAAGUUUUACUGGUCUUUCCUUUGUAAGGUCUGCUUGUUUCACCUUGCGCAUCCCACUGCAACUUGAAAUGAAACCCACCAAACGUACAGAAAUUCACCCAAUAAGUUCUAUGCCUGUCAGCUGUGGUGAAAUAAAGCUUUUCUCUUUACAGGUUCUGUAGGUUAAGGGUAAUUCUGCUUUCCAGUGAUGGUGUGACUUGCAUAGUGCUCAGUCCUGGCUUAGAAAACACACAGAAAUUUCCAUUACUGUGGCUAUAAAAUGUUCAGUCUAUUUUACAAAGUUCCUUUCCAUGCUCUUUGCUUUAAUAAUCUUUGUGGGAAAGAAAAUGAAUUUGCAAAUAGCAAUAUUACUUCAGAAACCAUAAUCACCGAAAUGUUUUGCUGAGUAGGCAGCACGUAAAACUUACUUUGCUGACAAGAUUGCUUAACAUGCAGACAAUCAACUUUUCAUUUUUAGUUUGUUUUACCAUUAUGGCAUAACAGUUAUCGCACUGUGGAUUAAACUGACAAUAACCAGAAUUGAGCAAUUGCUGUGACUUUCAAAUUUGGCCCCAUAACCUUUUAGUAUAGUAUGACUGUUGGGAGCAAUAUAGGUUGCAAGGGGAACUUAAAAUGGUGAAUGCUUGUUAUUGUACCAAGUCUCCAGCACUGUAAUCCAUCUUGCUGUUGGUACUCUUACGCCUCCCAAAGUGUUUGAUUAAAAUCAAUUCCAACAUGAGAAAAAUCUGACAUGACAAUCAUUGUACGAAUGUUACCUACACAAUGUGAUUUGCAUAACCAUUACAGGUUUCACAGUAUUACUUUAACAUUGUACAUUUGUAAGUGAGCACAGUAUAUAAUUACCCUUUUCCCUGUAAUGAAACAUGUACUUGUCUUAAGCAGUCAGUAUUCUUUUCUGUAUUAUCCAGCUAUGCAAAACAAUUGGCAAUAAAUUUUUGGGUUCUUA